This is a messenger RNA of Trichogramma pretiosum, 3253 nucleotides long. RefSeq names its product splicing factor, suppressor of white-apricot homolog (gene su(w[a])). The transcript has 7 exons. The record is from RefSeq and is a predicted model, not a curated record. Bases 311 to 3184 code for a protein of 957 amino acids. NCBI's taxonomy places the organism in Eukaryota, Metazoa, Arthropoda, Insecta, Hymenoptera, Trichogrammatidae. Gene Ontology annotation, biological process: RNA processing; mRNA 5'-splice site recognition. Gene Ontology annotation, molecular function: RNA binding.
CUCCUCGAGGCUCGAAUGGUUUGACUCUGAAAAGUGAAAUAGUCGGUCUGUAUAAUGUGUUGCAUGUAUAGAGAUCGAAACUCGUAGCUGGAGUUGUCUGGCGUCAAAAGUUUUACAGCCGCAGUGCCUAAUUCACAGCUGUCAACGUGCACCAGAUACCUUUAAAUCUCGUCGAAUUUCUUGUACAGAAGUCACGAGAAUCGAGCAAACAAAAAAAAGAAAAAUUUACGCGGCUCGUUGUACUUAACCUUAACGUCGGGAAGCUCGAACGCACCCGCUGAACAUCGUCUGCUUGACCCAUGAACAAGAAAUGGCGUCGAGCAUGCACCGCUGGACAUCGGAAUCCGGGAUCUUACGGAAAAACCGAGGAGAUGAAGAGCCCAUGGAAUUGUUAGUCUUUGGUUACAGCUGUAAACUCUUCCGCGACGAUGAGCGAGCUAAAUCCAUUGAUCAGGGCAAGCACCUUAUCCCUUGGAUGGGCGAUAACUCGCUUAAGAUUGAUAGAUACGAUGGAAGAGGUGCUUUGGGAGAUCUUCGCUCUCAUGAGCCUCCACCUGGUGGAUUCGAUUAUCGUACCAUUCUAACUGAGGAUGAAAUGCGGAUUGAGCAAACUUGUGAUGAGGAGCGUUACAGAUCUUUGUACAAUAAUGAUGCUGAAGAAGCUUUGAAGCAUGAGGAAGAAAUAAAAAGGUUACACCAAGCUCUUGGCUCAGAUGGAUCUUAUAAUCAAGUAGGAUUCAAUUACGAUAAUGAAAAGAAAAUUGAAGAAGAUUCUCAAAGUCCUAAGCAGUCAGAAGGGUCUACGGAUGACGACGAGCCUUAUGUGCCUAUUCCAGAACUAGAGUUACCUGAAAACAUAAAAUUGCCGGAAACUCAGAAACUCAAUGCCAUUAUUGUAAAAACGGCACUCUUCAUAAGCAAACAAGGAAAUCAAAUGGAAAUUCUUAUCAAAGCUAAACAAGCCAAUAAUCCACAAUUCUCUUUUCUAUCUAUUGAUGGGGAAUUGCAACCUUACUACAAACUUGUAUUAGAGGCUAUAAGGUCGGGCAAAUAUGAUCCAGAAAAACAGCCUGAACCAGAAGAACCUGAAAAAAAAGAUUCAGAAUCAGAAGAUGAUGAUGAUGACAAUGAUACAUAUCUUCAUCCAAGUUUAGCAUCAUCUCUCAAAGUUGAAGCUGCACCAAGCAUACCCAGUAUUAAUUACAAACCAUCGAAAGAUUGUGCAUACUCAAUGUUGGUCAAUAAAAUCACUGGAAAACCUCCUCCUGUUAAUAGGGUUUCGUCGCCCUCUCAACCACAACCUCAGCCACCUCAAGGCGAGGUCAUCCCACCGCCUCCAAUGCCUCCAUAUGGUUAUUAUGGAAUGCCGAAUUACGCACCUUAUCCUCCACUACCACAGCAGUAUACUCAUGGCCCAGUGCUUUAUGGUGCAAAUGGAGCUCCUGCUCCGCCUCUUCCAGUUCCUUUGCCACCAAGCACGACUCCAAUUGUUAAACCUCCAGUAAUCGCUCAAACACCGCAAAAAGAACCAACGCCGUUGGUACCUUAUGGUCCCACGCCCCCGAAACCACUCAAUAGGCCUUCUUUCAUUGUACCUCCAGCUGAUGUACAAAUAAUUAUUGAUAAAAUGGCUAGUUAUGUAGCCAAAAAUGGUCGAGACUUUGAAACUAUCGUUAAAAACAAAGGCGACCCACGUUUCAAUUUUCUAGAGUUAUCGCAUCAAUACUAUGGUUAUUAUGCCCAUAAACUUGUUAUUUACGAAGGUGGUGCUAAUUCUCGAGUACUUACAGAUGAAGAAUUGUUACAAAAACAAGAAACUCAAGAAGAAAAACAGAAAAAGCUCGAAGAAAUACACAAAAAACAAAAGCGCAUGGAAGAAGUUCAAAAAAGAAUUAAAAUGAUUCAAGAAAAGAAGAAGAGUGAUAAUGGUUCCGAAGAAAGUACUGAAAAGCAAAUAAUGCCUGUUUCAUUUUCUAUCAAAAAGCCUAAGGAAGGUGAUACUAGUGUAAUUGAAAAACGAAAUGCUCUUCCAGUCGAAGAAAGCGACGAAGAAGUAACUGACGAGAAAAAACACACGCGUUCUAAAUCUACUUCACCUACUUCUACUACAAAUAAUAUUAACAAUAAAAGGAUUGAGAAAGACUUAUCAAAGCGCCCAGAAAAAGAGUUGUCAAAACGCUCAGAAAAAGAAUCAUCAAAACGCUCAGAAAAAGAGUUAUCAAAACGCCCAGAAAAAGAGCAUCGAGAUAGUCGAUCUUCUCGAAACCCAAUUGACACUCGAUCUUCGAAUGACUCCAGAGAAACUAAACUUUCAAAAUCUUCUAAAACUUACAAUACUAUCAAGUGCCAGGAUGUAAAACAGACUAAAGAUGUGAUAUCUGUAAAAGAAUCCAAACCUCACCAAGAAAAAAGUAAAAUUCCUAAAGACUCGAGUGUGCAACCUAUAACGCAAAUUGUGGACGGAGAUUUUGUUGAUCUGACUAAUGACAGUGCAGAGGAGAGUAAGAAGGAAUCGUCUGAUAAGCAAUUGGACGACAAAAAUAAACAGAGAUUAUUGAUGGUAGCUCGAAAGAAACUAGCCGCUGAACGUGAAAAACAAUUACAAUUAGAAAGACGGAAAAAAGCUUCUGCAUUCCUGAAUCAAAUUAAAGCAAAAAAAAUUGAUGUCAAGCCAGAUAAUGAAGCAGCCAAACCAUUGCCCAAACCAAGUAUUCCUAAGCCAGAGCCUGCAGUAGUGCCAGUUGUUACCAGUGCUGAUGCUGAUCUUGAGGAGCUCAGACAGACUGCCACUUCGCUUAUAUCAAAAAUACGCGAAGUAACCGAGAGGGCAAGGAAACGCUCAAUUAGUUCCAGCAGUAGUUCUAGCAGCAGCUCAAGCAGUACCAGCAGUAGUAGCAGCAGCAGUACUAGUACCAGCAGUAGUCAUAAGCGAAGUCGCAGUAGCAGUCAUUCAGAUAAACACAAAAGUCAUAAGAAAUACGACAAAAGAAAACCAUCACACAAAAGCAGACACAGAGAAACCAACAGUAGUUCUCAUUCUCACUCUCACAAAAGUCGAAAAAGCAAAAAAUCCACGUCCAGCAGUAAGCACCGAUCGCGGUCCAGGAGUCCGCAUAAGCAACACUCAUCUCGACGUCAUAAGCGAAGCAAACGCAAUGACUCGUCUGAAGCAAGUUCAUCGUAAUGUUAUUUGUUCGUGUAAAUAAACGAAACUGUAAAAUAGUUGUAAAUUAUCGUUUUUCUGAGAAUUUUA